Anopheles coustani is the source of this 1029-nucleotide messenger RNA. RefSeq names its product enoyl-CoA delta isomerase 2 (gene Dci). The transcript has a single exon. NCBI's taxonomy places the organism in Eukaryota, Metazoa, Arthropoda, Insecta, Diptera, Culicidae. The coding region runs from base 123 to 974 and encodes 283 amino acids. The record is from RefSeq and is a predicted model, not a curated record.
CGAAAAUAAUCUCCACCACAAGCCGAUGAACUUUGUCCCACAUUGCGCAUAAAACGGGCCAUUUCUCACUGUAGAUCUACCCUAGCUAGGGGCAUAAAAUUAUCAUUCUUGGUGUUAUCAGCAUGACAACUCGUUUUUCAUCGGAUCGUGCAAGGCCGAGUGCAAAAAUUUCAGUAUCUGCCAAGAUGGCCAGUGGUAAACAACCUUCGCAUCUGAAGCUGGAGCGCUUUGGGGCAGUAUUGCGGGUGACGAUCAACAAUCCCCGUAAAAAGAAUGCCCUGAAUAAACAAACUUAUCAGGACAUUGGUGAUACCCUGAAUGCGGCCAACAAGGACGAUACUGUGAAUGUGGUAGUCAUAACCGGUACCGACGAUUUUUACAGCUCUGGCAACGAUAUGGUUUCUGCGUUCACGGAGGAAGGACCGGUUGAGGAACGGCUAGCCCGUGGGAAUGCCAUCCUGCGGGAGAUGGUGCGCGCGUUCAUUUCAUUCGAUAAACUGCUGAUAGCAAUCAUAAACGGACCAGCAAUCGGUAUCGCUGCCACAACCGCUCUGCUCUGUGAUGUUGUGUACAUGGUGGACACGGCGUACUUUUACACUCCAUUUUCCAAACUUGGCCUCUGUGCCGAAGGUUGUUCCUCAUACACCUUUCCCUUGCUGAUGGGCCGCAGCAAGGCAUCGGAAAUGCUGCUUCUUAACCAUCGCCUCACUGCCCAGGAAGCGCUACAAUUCAACGUGGUGGCCGGCGUUUUUAAACGGGAAGAAAUUGAAACGAAACUAUGGCCACAAAUUCUUGAACAUGGAACACUUCCCAUCGGAUCGAUAAAAGUUGGCAAAGCGUUGAUCAACCGAUUCCAGCGGACGCAACUGCAUGAGGCGAACGAUCGCGAAACGGAAGCGCUGUUGGGCCGCUAUGGAACGGAGGAAUCGCUGAAUGCCGUGAUGGCGUUUAUGUCGAGAAAAAGCAAAAUGUAACUGUGCAUUUUCGGUGCAAAGAAAACGGACAAAAUAAAUAUUAUGGUUGGGGAUU